Messenger RNA from Sorex fumeus (smoky shrew), 3171 nucleotides. RefSeq names its product MIA SH3 domain ER export factor 3 (gene MIA3). The record is from RefSeq and is a predicted model, not a curated record. Gene Ontology annotation, biological process: endoplasmic reticulum to Golgi vesicle-mediated transport; vesicle cargo loading; protein secretion. The transcript has 23 exons. Gene Ontology annotation, cellular component: endoplasmic reticulum membrane; endoplasmic reticulum exit site. Bases 81 to 2516 code for a protein of 811 amino acids. NCBI's taxonomy places the organism in Eukaryota, Metazoa, Chordata, Mammalia, Eulipotyphla, Soricidae.
UGAGGGAGAGGACGGAGAGAGUGGGGGCCGCCCAGGGCGGCCCGGAGGAGCGCUGACUUCCGGUCAGCGGCGCCCCGGCCAUGGAGUCGGUGCCGGCGCCCGGGGUGUCCGUGAGCUCCCCUCCGGGGGACUCGGGCUUCCUGGGCGCCCUGUCGGUGCUGUACGCCGCGCUGGUGUCCAAGCUGCUGCAGCUGAUGACUACCUUACCUGAAGAUGGACAGAGUCCAGGGGUCUAUGGCUUUACUUGGAAACCUGUGCUGGCGACUGCCUUUUUGGGUAUUGUGUCCUUCGUGCUCUUAUGGAGGACGCUUUUGGAGGUAAAGAAUAAAAAGUAUCAAGUUACGGAACAACAAAUUUCUGCGAAGGUGGAGAAUCUCAAAAAAGAAAAUUCAGAACUUGCUCAAGAAUUGUCAAAUUAUGAACAGAAGUUUGAGGAAUCCAAGAAGCUUGCUCAAGAAACCAAGAAACUGAACGUCAUUCUUUCUGAUAAAGCUGCAAAAUACGAGGAUAAGAUCAAGAAGCUUGAAGAAAGUAAUGAAUCUCUGAAUAACAAAGCUAGACGUCUGCGAGAUAUGUUGGAAUCUGAGCGAGCCCAGAAUGCCAAGAAUAAGGACUUGAUACUGGAAAACAAAAAAUCUAUAAAGAAGUUAAAGGAUGUUAUUUCAAUGAACGCUUCUGAAUUGUCAGAGGUUCAGAUUGCUCUUAAUGAGGCUAAACUGAGUGAAGAAAAGGUGAAGUCUGAAUGUCACCGAGUUCAAGAAGAAAAUGCUAGACUGAAGAGGAAGGAGGAUCAGUUACAGCAAGAAAUCAAAGAAAUGGCUAAAUCACAUUCGGAGUUGAGCGAGCAAAUCAAAUCAUUUGCACAGACUCAAAAAGACUUGGAAGUAACUCUCAACCACCAGGAUGAUGAUAUUGGUGCGUUGACUAAUUGUAUUACACAAUUGAAUCGACUGGAUUGUGAAUCUGAACCUGAGAGUCAAAACAGAGGAGGAAAUGAGUCAGAUGAGUUAGCAAAUGGAGAAGUGGCAGGUGACCCACCUGAGAAGCUGAAAAAUCGGAUCAGACAGAUGAUGGAUGUUUCUCGGACCCAGACUGCAGUGGCAGUGGUAGAAGAGGACCUGAAACUUUUGCAGUCUAAACUGCGAGCAUCAAUGUCCACCAAGUCUAAUCUGGAAGAUCAAAUAAAGACAUUGGAAAAUGAGCGGAGCUCACUGCUGUCGGUCAAGUCUGGACUGGAGGAAGAAUGUAAAACUCUGAAACAGAAAGUAGAGAUUCUGAAUGAGCUCUACCAGGAGAAAGAGAUGAUGUUACAAAAAAAGCUGAGUCAAGAAGAACAUGAACGGCAGGAACGGGAACAGCGACUGUCAGCAGCAGAUGAAAAGGCGGGUUUGGCUGCCGAGGAAGUGAAAACUUACAAACGGAGAAUCGAAGAAAUGGAGGAAGAAUUAAAGAAGACGGAGCACUCUUACAAAGACCAGAUUGCUGCGCAUGAGAAGAAAGCACAUGAAAAUUGGCUCAAAGCUCGGACUGCAGAAAGAGCCUUGGCAGAAGAGAGGAAAGAGUCUGCCAACUUGAGACAGAAACUGUUAGAAGUCACCGAGAAGAUGGCAAUGCUGCAGGAAGAGCCAGUGAUUGUGAAGCCGAUGCCUGGGAGACCCGGCGUGCACAACCCUCCCCGCAGAGGUCCUUUAAGCCAGAACGGCUCUUUCGGCCCCUCUCCUGUGAGCGGUGGAGAAUGCUCGCCACCACCCAUGCCGCUGAUGACAGAGCCGCCUGCCAGGCCUGUCUCGGCCACCUCGCUCAGUCGCAGAGAGGCGCCCAGGAGUGACUUUGAUGCUGGACCCAGUGCCGCCCCCAUGAUGAACAACAGCUCAAGAAGCUCUUCACCCAGCAGGAUGUUGGAUGAGGGCAAGCCAACUGUCCCCCAAGAGUCUGGUAGUUCUUCGGGUCCCAGCAGUGCAGCUUUGACUGAGCACCCAGUAGCAGUCCCAAUGGCUAUGAAAGGCCCCCCGCAGUUCCCAGGGAUGCCUCUCCUGCGGGGCCCCAUGGGCGGCCCUCCACCACCGCCCGUCCGGUACGGACUGCUGCCUCAGCACGCAAGACCUUUUGGACCUCGGCCGAUCCCUCCGAACAUGCCAACAUUCGGUCCUGGCCUGCGCCCACCACUGGGCCUGAAAGAAUAUGCUCCAUGCAUCGCACCUGGAAAACGGGACGGGCCCUAUGACCCUCGAGAAUUCAUACCUGGACCUGCACCUUUCAGACCAUUAGGCCCUCUGGGCCCCCGAGAGUACUUUAUUCCUGGUACCCGAUUACCACCUCCACCCCACGGGCCCCAGGAUUAUCCGCCUCCACCUCACGGGCCCCAGGAUUAUCCGCCUCCACCUCACGGGCCCCAGGAUUACCCACCGCCAUCGGCUGCUAGAAACUUAAUGCCUUCCGGCUUGCGAGAUGAAGCUCCCCCUGCAUCUCAGAGGGGCAGCCCAGUAGCCUCCCAGGCUCUGAAACAGAGCCCUUAGAACUGUGACUUUUGACAGCUGGUCAGUCCACAAGAAAGCUGACUGGGCACUAUGCGUUUGUCCAUAAAAAAUUUCACUGACUGGAACAUCUACAGGGGUGGGGCUGGAGAGAGUGCUACAGCAGGUAGGGCGUUCGCCUUAAAGCAGCCAACUAUGAUUCCCCCGAGCCUGCCUGGUAGAGCCCCAACCCCCAGACCCCAACAAAUCUGCAGGGUGAUUUUAAAGGUUUUUCAAAAUAAGCUGCUCUGGCAGAGUCCAUUUUUGAGCCAAACAAUUCAAAAAUACAAUUUCUCCUCUUAAUAAAAAUUAUCUUGUAAGCUAGAGCCUCCUUACAACUCUGAAAUGUGCAAUAAAGAAUACCUGUGUUUUAGUUAAAUGUAGCAUAUGUAACUGCUAAAUGAUUUAGAGUGUCAUGAGAAAUAUGAACAUUUCCUGUGGAAAUGCUAUAAGAACAUGUAUUUCCAUUCUAUUUUUUAGUGUACACCAACUGAAUACAGAGUAUGGUGUUUAUAAGCUUUUUUUUUUUAAAAAAAAGAAUAUUUGGUCGCAAAGACUGUUACGCUAAAAUGUUUACUAAAGACCACUAAAGGCUCUCUUUGCCUCUCGCUGAAAUUCUUUGUAGUAAUAGUUGAUAAAACUUUUGGUUAUUACUGUU